Messenger RNA from Colletotrichum chrysophilum, 366 nucleotides. RefSeq lists its product as uncharacterized. Gene Ontology annotation, cellular component: cytoplasm; prefoldin complex. The record is from RefSeq and is a predicted model, not a curated record. The transcript is spliced from 4 exons. Gene Ontology annotation, molecular function: protein-folding chaperone binding. Gene Ontology annotation, biological process: chaperone-mediated protein complex assembly; protein folding. The coding region runs from base 1 to 366 and encodes 121 amino acids. Lineage: Eukaryota; Fungi; Ascomycota; Sordariomycetes; Glomerellales; Glomerellaceae.
AUGGCUGAGGUUCAGGCCAAGCUGCAAAAGCUCUCUGAAGAGUACACUGCUCUCCAAAAUGAACUUCAGACCACCGUCCAGGCGCGGCAAAAACUCGAAGCUCAGAAGCAGGAGAACCUUGGCGUGAAAGAGGAGUUCGACAACCUCAAGGACGGCGAGCAGAUCUACAAGCUCGUCGGCCCCGUGCUGCUGAAGCAAGACAAGGUGGAGGCCGAGAGCACAGUCAAGGGUCGUCUGGAUUUCAUCACCAAGGAGAUCGAGAGGCACGAGGGCCAGAUCAGGGACGUCCAGGGAAAGCUUGAGAAGAAGAAGGGCGACAUCAUCCAGCUGCAAACCAGCGCGCAGGCCGCCGCGGCGAAGAAAUGA